Molecule: messenger RNA, 5382 nt
Organism: Paramecium tetraurelia
Lineage: Eukaryota; Ciliophora; Oligohymenophorea; Peniculida; Parameciidae
Exons: 10
Source: RefSeq, a predicted model, not a curated record
AUGAAUAUUGUCAUUAUGCUCAUCAUCAUAAAUUAAUUAUUUUACUCAAUGAACAAUAGAUCCACGAUCUUUCUUGCUUUUUUACUCUAAGUUUACACAGCUAGAUUUGAUUAUGGUUAAACUAGUGUUCGUAAUGUGUAAGAAAUAGAAACAUAAUGCUAACUGAACCAAUUUCUUUUAGGAAAUAUUUGUUUUGGUAAUUAUGAAAAUAAUUCAGAUUGUCAUUAUAGUUGUUAAUAAUGCAAUGGAAAUUAAGCAGAUAGUUGUACUUCAUGUGAUACACUCACUGAAAGAAUAUUAAAUGAUAGUAAAUGCUCAUGUUUAGAAUCUUAUUAUGCAUUAGAGUCAUAAGCAACUUGCCGAAAGUGUAAUAUAUCUUGUUUGACUUGUAAAGGAGGAUCAGAAAGUGAUUGUUUGAGUUGUGAUAAUAAAAGUACACUUGUAGAUAAUAGAUGUGUAUGCAAAGCUGGCUAUUUAGUCGAUAGGAAUAUGGAAUGCUCAUAAUGUGAUUUUACUUGUGAAUAAUGUUUCAAUUCAUUAUUUAAUGGUUGUAUCAAAUGCAACCCAUCCUCAUUAAGAUAACUCGAUAAUAAUGAAUGCAAAUGUCCAACUGGUUAUUAUUCAUAAACAGGAAUGUAGUUAUGUUAGAAAUGCAAUGAUAGUUGUAAUACUUGUGAUUCAUAAAAUUCAUGUCUGAGUUGCACAGAAGAUAAAAUAUUACAAAUAAAUACAUGCGUUUGUUAGACAGGUCAAGUUUUAAUUAGAGUUGGAAAUUGGAAUUUAUGCCAAAACUGUCAUAAUCAGUGUGAAACCUGUUUUGGAAUUUAUUCUUAUGAAUGUUCUACAUGUAAACUUAAUCGCACCUUACAGAGUGACAAUACAUGUUAUUGUGAUGAUGGAUACUAUUUAUCCUACAAUGAUUGUUUGAUUUGUGACUCUAAUUGCUUAACUUGUGUAUUUACAAGUACAUUCUGUUUAUCUUGCUAAUUUGGAUAUUCAAUAGCAAAUAAUGAUAAAUGUUGUCAUGGUUCAAAUAUUUUUAAGGACAACGAAUGUUAGUGUUCCAAUCAAUAUUAUCUCGACAGUUCAGGGAUUUCUUGCCCUUAUAAUUGUUUGAAAUGCGAUGAAAAUCUUGUUUGUUCUGAAUGUUUGGAUAAGUAGUUUAUUGGAACAUCAUGUGACGAAAAUUGUUUGCGUGUUAAUUGUUUGGAAUGUGAUUUAGAUGGAAUAUGUACAAAGUGUUUACAAAAUUAUUAAAAGAACCUUAUUGGUGAUUGUGUUUGUGUGGCAGGAGAGUAUUACUUUGAUGGAUUAGAUUUUCAGUGUAAAAAAUGUUCUUAAUAGUUUUAUAAAUGUAAAGAAUGUGAUGCUACAGGUUGUGUUCUUUGUGAUGAAGAUUAUUUCUUAGAUAGUGGUUCAUGUGUUAGUUGUUUGCCUAAUUGCAAAUCUUGCACCAGUCUUUCUAUAUGUGAUGCUUGCUAUGAUGGAUAUUUUGAUAUCAUUUGUGACUAAUGUCAUGCGAGUUGUAAAAAUUGCAUAGGCUCAUAGAAAAAUGAAUGUUUAGAGUGUUCAGAUGAUAGAAUUCCAACUGUUGUCAAUAUCUUGGGAGAUGGUAGGAAUCAAGUUGUAUGUUCAUGUGAUAGCUUAUAAAGGUAUUAUGAUGCUAAUUUUAAUUGUCAAAAUUGUCAUACUACAUGUAAUACUUGUGAUGGAGGAUCCAAUAAUGAUUGUUUGGAUUGUUUCGCAAGUUAAAAUAGAGUCCUCGUAUCUAGAAAAUGUGUUUGUAAUGCACUUAAUAAUUAUGGUGAUUUAGGAGAUGAUUCAUGUUAUAUAAUGAAUUGUGGUUAUGGUUGUGCUGAUUGUCAUUAUGAUCUACUUACUUUUAUAUGCCAAACUUGUCACACUGGUUAAACAAAUAGAUUGAAUGACCCUGUAGCUAAUUGUCCCUGUCAAGAUGGAUAUUAUGAAGUAUCCUAAAAGACUUGCAAAUAAUGUCCAAAAAAAUGCGGUACUUGUGAUUUAAAUUCAUCAAAUUAGCCAUAUUGUACAACAUGCUCAGCUAAUAGAAAUGCCAAUGAUAAUUGCAACUGUCUUAUUGGAUAUUAUUAAAAUUUAGAUGUUAUUUGUAAUAAAUGUCCUGACACCUGUGUAUAUUGUUUAGCAGCUGAUAAAUGUGUUCAGUGCGAACCGAAUUUUUUUCUAAAAGAUGGGAUGUGUGUCUGCCCCCUUAGGAAUUUUUAUUAUAGAUCUACAUGCUCCUGCUUAUAAGGAUAUUAUAUGCACUUAGAAAAUUAAAAAUGUUUACCUUGUCAUCCUAAAUGUGAAUAGUGUGAAUUUACAUCUACAAAUUGCACCAAAUGUUCUGAAAACUAUUAUAAUCCCCCUGAUUGUACAUGUGCUUCUGGACUUUAUGAGUUGGAUAGUAAAUGUGUUCCUUGCAUAAAUAAUUGUCAUCUUUGCAAAUCUGAUUCAGAAUGCUUAGAUUGUCCUAAUCAAUUGACUUUAAUCUAAAAUUAAUGCAUAUGUUAAUCUGGGUAUUUUAAUAAUCCUGGGAGUUAAGAUUGCAAUUAAUGUUCAUUAUAGUGUGUGGAAUGCAAUUAUCAUCAAGAUAACUGUCUCAAGUGUAAAUUUAAUAGAGUAUCACCCUAAUUAUGUGUCUGUCCAAUUGGAACUUAUGAGGUUGACUUAGUUUCUCCAUGUUUGAAUUGCAAUUCUGUAUGUUCCACUUGUGAAUUGAAUGCUAAUAAUUGUCUUAAAUGUUCCUUAAACAGAGCAGAUCCUCCCCUUUGUAAAUGCAAAAUGGAUUAUUUUGAAGAUAAAGAUUAAAUAUGCUAAUAGUGCAAUUCAAGAUGCAAAGUAUGUGAGACUUCACCAGAAAAUUGCAUAACAUGUAAAAUAGAUUUUUCCUUACCCCCUAAUUGCGAUUGUCUAGAUGGAUACUUCUAUGAUAUUUCAAAUGGAUGUGUCAAAUGUCAUAAAACGUGUUAAACUUGCAAUGGAUCUCAAGAUUAUCAUUGUUUAACAUGUGAUACUGCUAGGCUUAUGUAAUUAUAAAAUACGAAGUGUGAGUGUUAAAAAAAUUACUACUAUUAAGAUGAUAACUGUUAUCUCUGUUCUAUUGAAAUUGAUGUCUGUCAACCUAAAAUAUGUGGGGAUGGAAUUAAAUCAAGAUAAGAGGAUUGUGACGAUGGAAAUAAAAAUAAUAGAGAUGGAUGUUCAAGAGAUUGUAAAUUAGAAGCAGAAUAUUAUUGUGAAUUAAUGCCAAAUUUGCAAAUUCAUAGUUCUGUAUUCAUGUCUACCUGUACUAAAUGUUCACAGAACUGUAAAGUUUGCAAUUCCAGCAGAUGUCUCCAAUGUAACUCAGGAUAUUUCUUGACCAAAUCAUUUGAAUGCAGCAAAUGCGAUAAACAUUGUAAAGAAUGUGCAGGACCCUUUUAGAAAGAUUGUCUGUCUUGCAUCAAAGGUAUUGAUUAUGGAUUUACUCAAAAAUGUGCAUUUUGUGAAGAAACUCUAGGUUUGUAUACGAAGGGACUUCAAUGUGCUUCUUUAUGUGGUGAUGGUAUUAGAAAGAGUGAUGAGAAAUGCGAUGAUGGAAACACUAUCAAUUAGGAUGGGUGUUCUAGUACUUGCCAGAUUGAAUAGGAUUGGGGUUGCAAUUAAUAAAUAAAUACUUUAAGCGUUUGUUACCAAUUAAAUUUAUCCAUUGCUUCCUUGGAAUUCGAAAGAGUUAAAGAUUUUUAUCAGUCAUCAAGAUUUGGAUUAAUUUAAUUCAGCAAACCUAUGAUGUUGAUUAAUUAAUCUAUAAUCGAAUCAUGGAAAUAGGAAAUCGUUAAUUAGAUUGAUAAUGUAGAUUACAAUAUUAAUUCAACUACUAAUUAUAAUUAAGAUGGCCAUUUAGAGUCCAUUUCAAUUGAAUUACUCUUGCAUAAGAGUAUUGAUUUCGUUUAAUAUCAAAUUAACUUUACAAAUUACAUAAUUUACGAUGCAAUCGACUAAUAUCCUUUGAAAUCCUCAUUUCUGGAAAAAGAAUUAUUGAAAUAUAAAUAAUUAAGUAGUCAAACUCUGAGUACUACAAAAGCAUCAAGGUAAUUUGGAUCUACUGUUUUAUUUAUCUUAGGAGGAAUUGCUUUAAUAGGAUUGUUGAUGGGAAGCUUAGAUUUUUAUUGGAAUGUGCUAGACAAUCUAUAAAUUCUAUCUUACAUCACAUAUAUCAAUGUCAACUUUCCUUAUAUGCAUAAUUAAUUUUUGGACAUUUUUUAAUUUGCAAGGUUUGAAUUUACUAAUGAUUUUUUCAAAUUUGAUAUCAUAAACGGUUUGGAUUAUCAUUAAAAUAAGGAUUACCCUCUAAUUGUAGAAAGAAAUGUAGAGUACAACCUAGUCAUUAAUUUAAGUUCUAUCAUAGUUUUAUGGGUUACUCCCUUAAUUCUGUUGUUCAUUUCUAAAUUUAAUCUCUUUAUAAUACAAAAAUUGUUGAUUAACAAAUUUCAAAAUGUCAGACUAACAUAAAAAGUAAGCAGUCUUAAAUUUUUGGGUUACAAAGUAGUUUCAUUUAUUCACUUUAUUAGUUUGAAGUAUUGCGCAAAUUUUUACUAUAAUAUAAUACUCAGAGUCUAUCUGUCAAGCUUAUACGAUCUGAAUUUUUCCAUCUUUACUUCAGCCUAUUGUUGGUUAUGGAAUCAAAGUCCGAAUUUUGUAGAUUAAGUUUCAUUCCUAGGUGCUAUGAGUCUCCUCCUAUUUUAACUUGUCGUCUUAUUUAUGCUUUCAACGUCUCUAAAGGCAUCCUCCUAUCAAAUCACUUCAAAGCAUUACGAACAAUAUUUUGGAUCUCUAUAUGAAGGCAUCAAAUCGGUCAAACAAAUCAAUAGAUAAAUUUAAUUUCUCUAACCUCUAAGAAAAAUUAUGUUUAUGGGUGCUUUGAUAUUAUUUUUUGAUACUGCAAUUUAUCAGAUUUCACUUUUGAUAUCCAUACAAAUCUUGUCAUCAAUUGUUUUAAUAACUCUUAAUCCUUAUAUGAACUUUCUGGAGACUAUUAAAGGCAUUACCUAGGAUGUUGGAUUGAGUCUUUCAUUAUCUUUAAUCUUAUUUUAUUAUGCGCAAGAUUAAUUUUAACUAACAGACUAAGAUACCAUAGAAAAGUUAUCCUACAUUCAUGUUGGGAUCUAUACUAUUAUGCUUUCAACAACCCUUAUUAUUGAUUUAUAUUAAUAAUUCAAGAUAAUUAGCAAUAAAUAUAAAUAUUUAUAGAGACUUACCUAAGUGUGUCAAAAGAGGAAGCCAGAUAAUCAACAAUCCAAUAGAGAUAUGUUUAUAGAUUUAAGCUAGGAAAACGGCAUCAAAUUACAAACAAAUUAAUUUUGCUUCACUAAUUUGAGGAUACAGUGA